AUGGCCAGCGCGGCACAGGAUGUGUUCGACGAACAUCUGGGAGUGAUCAGCGCGCUGCGGGACAACUACGCACGCACCGAGGAUGCCAGCGCCGUGGCUGGGCUGGUCAGGGCGCAGCAGGAGGUGGCCGCAGCCUGCAGCCAGCGGGAGGAACAAGUGAAGGAGGCGAUCAAAGUGCUAACGGGACGGGUGCGCACGGCAGAGCGGGAGGCGGCAUACCCGGGGGAGGAGGGCGCGCAUGAGCAGCGGGUGGCAGCGAUGAGCACAGUGGCGCACGAGGCCCGCGAGAACGUGGAUAGCCUGAACAGCCAGCUGCAGGCGCUGCAGCAGCAGCGGCAGGACAUCAAGGCACAGGUGGCGGCGCUGCAGCAGAAGGCCGACCACAUCGAGCAGAUUGUGACCGAGGCGGAGCCACGCACAAGACACCAGCUCAGCCUGUACGCCCACGUGUCCAAGAUCACCUGGCAGUUUGAGCAGCGCGACCGCGUGGCGGGCACGGUGUCCAGCCCGCUGCGCGCCUUUGACUUUGACCCCGCCGCCACGCCCGACUUUGAGAUCACCAACACGCUGUGGGACCUCAUGGGCACAGACAGCUAA
Molecule: messenger RNA, 597 nt
Organism: Chlorella variabilis
Lineage: Eukaryota; Viridiplantae; Chlorophyta; Trebouxiophyceae; Chlorellales; Chlorellaceae
Exons: 3
Coding region: 1-597 (198 amino acids)
Source: RefSeq, a predicted model, not a curated record